Parascedosporium putredinis is the source of this 1584-nucleotide messenger RNA. Lineage: Eukaryota; Fungi; Ascomycota; Sordariomycetes; Microascales; Microascaceae. The record is from the annotation of a GenBank genome assembly.
AUGCGGGUGAAUUCAGUCGACUUAUACCAAGCCCCCUCGUCCCCGCCAACUGAGACGGCGACCGCCGAAGAAGCCCUUUCCUGGUACAAGUCCCAAUAUGAGCAGCUUGAGAUCGAACUCGCCGACUUUCGGGAGUCGAGCCGAGAGCUUGAACUCGAGUUAGAAAAGGAUAUUGAGCAGGCAGAAAAGCGAGAGCGCGCGCUUCAAGAAAAGGCAGAAAGCCUCAAUUACGAGGUCGAUGAGUGGAAGAGAAAAUAUCGAGAAUCCAAAGCCGAAGCGAGCGCGGCGCAAAACACGCUUGAGAAGGAAAUCACCACUCUUAGAGACUCCAACCGAACCUUGCAGCUCAAGCUCCGCGACACCGAGGUCGCCAAUGACGAUUUUGAGCGCCAGGCGCGCAAUACUACCUCUUCGCUGGAGGAUCUUGAAUCCAAGUAUAAUGUAGCCAUCGAACGAGGUGUGAUGCUCGAGGAGGAGAUCCGAAUGGGUGAGCAGGAGCGCGAAAAACUUCGCAUCGAGGCCCAACGCUUGAAGGAGGAACUCUCCGAUCUCAAGAUCGAGGUCGAGGUGCUCCAGGACAAGGUUCGCAAGCAAGAAUCGCGCCACCUCUCCAUGAUUUCUACCGAUAUCUCGCGAGCUCGCCCUCAUCUCCACCCCGCCCGAUACCGCCUCGCUAUCCCCGAGAAAGCCCGCCCAAGCGCCGCCAUCGCCGCCUAUGUCGGACGUAUCCGCACCCUUGCGCAAGCCUCGUCCCUCGCUCACCAAGACGCCGGCGCCCUCGACGCAAAGGAAGACCCGUCUCCCCUCGGCAGACAACAGCGUUACUCCCAAGCCUCGACCCUCCAACUUUUCCUCAUCUGUUACCAAGCGCCCCACCACCCGGGUUGCCACCGUCACCCCGCCGCCACCAAGACACCCGCGAAUCGCACCACCGCGCCGCGAUCGACGUCGCAUAGGCUUCCCGCUACCAACUCCCUCUCGCACAUCCGCUCUCUUACCGCCCAAGUUCAGCGCCUCGAGGCCAGGGUCCAGUCUGCGCGCCAGCGACGACACCACCCCAACCAACCCCAAGCGGCGCGAAAGACGACUCAGACCACCGGCAAGCACAUUCCUCGUCUCAGCACAUCUGGCGUUAGUCGACUCUCUUUCGGGCCCCUCCCGAAUAGGCAUCCUGCUGGUGACUCGGAGGCGUCUCUAUCCCGCCCCAGCUCCCGAGCUAGCAUCUCCUCUGGAUACGCUCGACCUGCCAGCCGGACAGAGAUGAACCCUCCACCCCGUCCGCUGAGCAGAACUAGCCUUUCUGGAACGCGGACACCCCUAGGCCGCCCUCGCAGCUCCCUCGGCGGUAGUCUACACGGCCACUCUGCUAGCAUGGGCCGCUUUGACACCGACGAGUUCGACGACGAUAGUGAUUUGCGGACCCCUAGUCGACGAGGCACCUUUUCCAAAUACGAGAUGGAAGCUGUCACUAGUCGAAUCCCCGCCCCGGCGAGUUCGAGGCGACAAAGUGGAGGCCGGAGAGUGAGCAGCGGCCUUGGCUUCAGGGAAUCCGAGCCGCUCGACGAGAUGGAAGAGACGUAUUGA